This is a messenger RNA of Hyaloscypha bicolor E, 1335 nucleotides long. Its product is annotated as cytochrome P450. The annotation marks the transcript as partial. Gene Ontology annotation, molecular function: monooxygenase activity; heme binding; oxidoreductase activity, acting on paired donors, with incorporation or reduction of molecular oxygen. The transcript has 3 exons. Lineage: Eukaryota; Fungi; Ascomycota; Leotiomycetes; Helotiales; Hyaloscyphaceae. The record is from RefSeq and is a predicted model, not a curated record.
GCCAUCGCAUUAGUUGCUGGCAUUCUUAUUUACAUACUCUAUAAACAAGCAACCCAAACCGACCACCCCUCUGUCCCCCACCUCCCCAGCGCCCCCAACCCCAUCCCCUUCAUCGGUAACCUCCUCCCCCUCGGCGGCCGCACCCACCGUAACGACAGCACCGUCUAUUCCUCCUGGUCCCGCGACCUCAACACCGACCUCUUUCAACUGCGUCUCGGAAACCAACGAACCAUCGUCGCCUCCAGCUUCUCCACAAUCAAAGACCUCUGGAUCGGGCACUCAAACUCCCUCAUCGACCGCCCCUUUCAACAUGGCUUCGCCGACAAACUCCAGCUUGAUAUCUCUGGUGCCGCGAUGACGGAAGAGAUUAGGAGGUGUAGGAAGGCGGCGAUGAGAGCGUUGGGGAAGCCGAGCUGGGCGGGGUAUUAUCCAUUGCUUGAGCCGAGCAGUGUGGAUUUGGUCGGGAAUGUGUUUAGGAAGGGUGAGAAUGGGGGAAGGGAGUUGGAGAUCUACCCGUAUUUGAGGCAGGUGAUAUUUGAUUUAGCGUUGUCGUUAACAUAUGGAGCAAGGCAGAAGGAUGCGGAUGAUCAGUUUGUGUUGACGUUGAUUAAGAAUAUCAAUAUUAUUUCGAAAGUCCGGUCCUCGACGCAGAGGUUCAGGGAUUACGUCCCGAUUUUGAGAUUCCUCAUCCCUGAUGUAGUCAGUGGGAACGUGGUUGUGACAGCUGAGAAAAUUCGGCAACAACACUUGGAUGUCCUCUACGCUUCACUGAAGAAGAGAAUAGCAGAAGGAGAAGAAGUGAACUGCGUCAUCACCGGACUGGUGAAGGACAAGCUUUCAGAAGAGGAACAACACGGUACAUGCAAAGCACUUCUCCAAGCAGCCCCUGACUCGACAGCUUCUUCCGUAUACAUUGGGGUCGCAUGGCUUUGCAGUCCUGCUGGAAAGGAGUACCAAGAAGAUCUAUACCAUGCUAUUCUCGAGGCAUAUGACGGAAAUAGAGGCAAAGCAUGGGAGAUGGCGUUCAGGGAAGAAAAAGUCCCUCUUAUUGUCUCAUUCUACAAGGAAACGCUUAGAUUCUGGACUGCAACACCAUUCGCAACACCACGUACCACUGUCAACGAUAUCCAAUACAGAGGCACCACUAUCCCGAAAGGAAUAACAAUGAUAAUGAAUGCCCAAGAAGCAAAUCACGACAAGAGCUGGUACGGAGAUGAUGCGGAGACUUUCAACCCGAAACGAUUCAUUGGCAAUGACACAUCACUGCCACAUCUUACUUUUGGCGCUGGGAGUCGUAUCUGUCCAGCAGCUGCAUUGAGCAAUCGAAUUAUCUAG